GCGGGCGCGGGGGCGGGGGCCGGCCCGCAGCGGAGGGCAGGGCGGGCGGUGCCUCCCCCCGGGGCCCGCAGGCUGCCUGCCCGGCGCGGUCCCGGCGGGGGCGGUGCGGGGCCCCUCCUGCCCGGGCUGCUGGGAGUUGUGGUUCCGCGGGCGGCGAGCGGAGAAGCGCGGAGAGGAGCGGAGCGGCGCGGAGAGGAGAGGCGGCCCCGCACGGCCCGGCCCGGGCAGCAGCAGAGCCUCCCUCCAGCGCUGCCUUUCAGGAUGACCAGCCCAGGAGCACCAGCGGGGACCCUCCGGGCACGUCGCUGCUGACCCACGGUACUGGGACCCCCGGGCAGCCUGGCCGCCCGCCUCCCCGGGAGCUGCCGGCCGCUGCUGCCAAUGCAGAGCUCCCGGGUGUGCAGGGGAGAGCCGCAGCUCCGCUUCCCCAUGGCAGCCCCUUCCCCCCGUGCCCCGGCCCAGCUGCAUGGUGUGGGUGCCCCUGAGGACCACGAGGACUGACCGCCGGGCCCCCCUGCGCGCACCCACCACCCGCUGCACCACCAUGUCUUUGGAGUGGCUGAUGGACUGGAGCUGGUCCCUGGACGGACUCCGGGAUUUCAUCGCCACUGGCAUCCAGUCUUUCCGGGACUGCGACGCCACCGCCCUGGCCGCCGUCGCUUGCCUCCUGGUCCUCUUCGUGUGGUACUGCUACCACGUGGGCCGGGAGCAGCCCCGCGCCUACGCCACCGUCAACGCCCUGAUGCAGAGCGCCGAGGCCAACGGCGUGCAGAACGGGUACGUCUACUGCCACUCGCCCGAGUGCGUGCGCUGCACGCACCACGACGGGCUCAACCAGAAACUCUACCACAACCUCCAGGAAUACGCCAAGCGCUACUCCUGGUCGGGCAUGGGCAGGAUCCACAAAGGCAUCCGCGAGCAGGGCCGCUACCUCAACAGCCGGCCCUCCAUCCAGAAGCCAGAAGUCUUCUUCUUGCCGGACUUGCCGACCAUGCCCUAUUUCUCCCGGGACGCUCAAAAGCAUGACGUGGAGUUGCUGGAGCGCAACUUCCAGACCAUCCUGUGCGAGUUUGAGACCCUCUACAAAGCUUUCUCAAACUGCAGCCUCCCGCAAGGAUGGAAAAUGAACAGCACGCCCAGCGGGGAGUGGUUCACCUUCUACCUGGUGAACCAGGGCAUGUGCGUGCCCAGGAACUGCAGGAGAUGCCCACGGACGUACCGCUUGCUCGGGAGCCUUCGCACCUGCAUUGGCAACAACGUCUUUGGGAACGCGUGCAUCUCCGUGCUGAGCCCGGGCACCGUCAUCGCCGAGCACUACGGACCCACCAACAUCCGCAUCCGCUGCCAUCUAGGUCUGAAGACGCCCAGCAACUGCGAGCUGGUGGUGGGGGGCGAGCCUCAGUGCUGGGCUGAGGGCCGCUGCCUGCUCUUCGACGAUUCCUUCCUGCACACGGCGUUCCACGAAGGUCCCCCCGAGGAGGGUCCCCGCGUGGUUUUCAUGGUGGACCUGUGGCACCCCAACGUCGCCGCCGCGGAGCGCCAAGCCCUCGACUUUAUUUUCGCCCCGGGACGAUGACGGCGCUGCCCGGUGUCGUGGGUUCGAGGGCAGCCGGCGGGCGGGCGGCCGUGCCGGCUCGGCUCCGCCGCGGGUCCAGCACCGCAGCGGAGGCUUCCUCCCAGCCCCCGGCCGCGGGGUCUCCUCCCUCCCGGGGGUUCUUGUAAAUGGAAACUGCGACGUGUAUCAACGCCCAUCUCUUUCCUUCCAUCGUUGGCUUCAGGGAUUAUUUUCCAACAUGACAGCGCAUCGCCUUCCCUCCGUGGUUAGCUGCAGCACCACUCUCGUACGUGUUAUGUUGCUACUGUGUUUUGCGGUGUUCCGAAGUAGAGUAACAAAACCAAGGGUGUUCGUUUGAAUGUAAUAAUGUAAAACUUGUCGUGGUCAUCACAAAGAACAACAACAUACACACACACACACACACACCAAAACAGCAAACCAGCCAAACAGCCCAGUGCUGCGCACAGCCUGCCCCUGUCCUGGUUGCAGUCCCUGGAUGGAUGGACGGACAGACGGAUGCUGCAGCGGGCACAGUGCACGCCCCUAGGCUGAGGCAGGCAGGGCAAUGCUCUGCCAGCAGUGAGCUCUCGCACCACGAGCCCAGGGGCUCCCGUUUCCUCCCUCGCAUGCCAGCAGGGCCCCAGCCCGGGGGUCCCCAACCCUCCUGCCCCCAGAAAUCUUUUUGCCCCCCGGGCAGGGAGCAGAGCACGGCGCCGGCUCCCCGGCCCCCCUCGCAGCUGCGGGUGCCUCCAGCCCCAGCAAGCCCAGGAGCACCCUGACAUGCACCCGGUCGAGGGGACAACACACCUCAAGCCCUGCUUUUUCACCUGACCGAGGGCAUUAGCAAUUGCCUAAAUCCCCUCCUUGCUUUAUCUGCAACCUUCGGUUUUUGCAGCUCAAGCUGCAGGGGCAGGGACACUGGGAAGGCAGAGCUUUUGUUUGUCCCUAGACAAAGGCCAGGGAAGAAAGGAGGUCAGCUUCCUUCUGCUGCUCCAUCUUCUUCUUUCCUUGAACCAGGGCAAGCAUACAGAGAGGCAGCUCACAUACUUGAUAGCAACAGAAAGGUUUCCAAAGGCGAGGGGUGUUUAAUUCUGCAGCCCAAGGAACAAGCCCUCCAUCCCCCGGGACUCCUGCCCACCCAGCAACCAACACGCUUCUCCUGAAGUCUCCCAGCACCCGGGGUUUUCUCUGGGGGGUUCCGGGGUGCAGAGCUGCCGUGUGAUUUAUAACGUGUCGUGGCCGCUCUCCAUGUGCCUCUGGCCGGGAAGCGGCUGCGCCGGGCUCGGUGGCCUCGGCACAGCUCUGGGGACCGCUCACCUCCACGCCCUGCCCGGGAGGGAACGCAGCCCCCUCCCCUACGGUUUCUUUACAGAGUUUUCAGUGAUUAGAUUGCAAUCUAAGGCAGAGAUUUCAAAUACAUCCGAGAUAUUUUUUACACCUGUCUUGAUACAGAAUAUCUGAAGUGCAUGAUUUCUACACGCAUUGACUACCUGGAACCAGACCCUGAGGAAGCAGGCUGGCUUGGUAACUGUCUUACAGUUUGGUAACAUUCAUACAGUGGAAAAGCAAAGAUUAAUCAAUAAACAGUCGUGCUGAAAACA
Molecule: messenger RNA, 3156 nt
Organism: Tyto alba (common barn owl)
Lineage: Eukaryota; Metazoa; Chordata; Aves; Strigiformes; Tytonidae
Gene: ASPHD2
Product: aspartate beta-hydroxylase domain containing 2
Exons: 4
Coding region: 467-1576 (369 amino acids)
Source: RefSeq, a predicted model, not a curated record